AUGUCCGCCCGUCUAGGCAUGCGCUUCGGCGCCGCGAUGCGCCAGUCCGUCCGCCCGCAGAUGCGCACCACCCAGCGGCGCUUCCAGAGCACCACCGCGACCCAACCAGAAGCGAGCGGCCUCUCCAAGUUCUUGAACAGCGAGGUCGGGCCCAAGACCGUGCACUUCUGGGCUCCCAUCAUGAAGUGGGGCCUCGUCCUCGCCGGCGCCGCCGACUUCACCCGCCCCGCCUCGCAACUCUCCCUGACGCAGAACCUGGCCCUCAUGUGCACCGGCGCCAUCUGGACGCGGUGGUGCUUCGUCAUCAAGCCGCGCAACCUGUUCCUUGCCUCGGUCAACUUCCUGCUGUUCUGUGUGGGCGCGACGCAGGUCACGCGGGUGCUGAGCUACCAGAGCGAGCUUAAGGGGCAGACGAUGGGUGAGAUGGCGAUGGAGAAGGCGAAGGAGGGUACGGAGAAGGUGGAGCAGGCGGCGAAGGAGCCGGGGAAGGUUAAGGAGGCUGUUGUUGGGAAGUAG
Messenger RNA from Saxophila tyrrhenica, 516 nucleotides. RefSeq lists its product as uncharacterized. The transcript has 2 exons. Gene Ontology annotation, cellular component: mitochondrial inner membrane. The coding region runs from base 1 to 516 and encodes 171 amino acids. The record is from RefSeq and is a predicted model, not a curated record. NCBI's taxonomy places the organism in Eukaryota, Fungi, Ascomycota, Dothideomycetes, Mycosphaerellales, Extremaceae. Gene Ontology annotation, biological process: pyruvate import into mitochondria.